CAUGGUCAUAUCCUGAGAGUAGUAGACUGAUGAGGAGUGAUCCAAUAUGUUACCCAAACACACUGCCAAAUGCAUUAGCUAUUUUCAGCCUUCUUCCAUGCAGUGUGUAACACAUACAGCUAUUUGAUUCCAUCCCUCAGAACAUCACUGGUCGUCUGAUGGUGGGACUGCGAUGGUGGAAUCAGGUGGGUGAUAAUGGGAAAAGCCACUGGUUGUUUGAGUCCAGAAAGGUAGCCAAUAUUGUUGCUGCUCGGUCAAUAAUAACCACACUAGUUUGCACACUCAUAUGCCCUAUCAUAUGGAUCAUCUUUGCCUUCAGCUCCCUUGUCUCUUUCAAGAUUAAAUGGCUGGCUGUGGUCAUCAUGGGAGUGGUACUGCAGGGAGCCAACAUGUACGGCUAUGUUCGCUGUAAAGUGGGCACCAGGACCAACCUGAAGAACAUGGCCACCAGCUACUUUGGGCGGCAGUUCCUGAAACAGACGAUGUCCAACCAGGAAGAAUCCUAAAGAGGUUAUGCCUCAUGGAAGAAUGUUUGCUUUACAUUUUAAAGACUGGAGAGAGUGGAGUUUUUAAUCAUUGUUUCCUCCAGAAUUCAUAAUAUUUAGAAUCAUUAACCUAAAUCAUUUUUCCUGUUGUUUUGAACGGUCACCAUUUUUGAUGUGGGGUAAUUUGACCUGCUCAUUGCUGCAUUUGACUGGGAUCGAUUAAUAUGCAUGGUGAACCAAUCGCCUCAAUGGUUACUGAAUUUCAUGGGGAUCGUAUACAGCGAUUACACCUGUCCAGUAGAGAUCAAGGGACAUUUCUAUAUUUCCCUGCCUGCACAUACAGUUUAGAGUCUGAGUCCCUAGUAGUAUUUUCCUUUUUUGUUUGAUUUGUUUAUUUUUGAUGUUUUGCCUCUCACACACUAACAUGUGUUUUCUACAGUAAAAAACUGCAUUCUAUCUACAAUGGUUUGGAUGUAUGAUGGCAACGAGUGUAUUUGUAAAUAUUUAUUUAUAAGACAUCAUGUAAAAUACAUUUUUGGGCUGAUACAAAUACAGAAUUUCUGAAAAAAGUAAACU
Messenger RNA from Clupea harengus (Atlantic herring), 1061 nucleotides. Its product is annotated as Golgi apparatus membrane protein TVP23 homolog B-like. Bases 159 to 506 code for a protein of 115 amino acids. The record is from RefSeq and is a predicted model, not a curated record. The transcript has 4 exons. NCBI's taxonomy places the organism in Eukaryota, Metazoa, Chordata, Actinopteri, Clupeiformes, Clupeidae.